AUCGUAGAUAGGGGCUUUGGGGCAAGUGCAUUCAAAGUUGUCGAGGAUCACACGCAUGUGCUUAUCACAUUCAUUGAUUUCAUUACUAAAAUCCUAGUAUUCUGCCGUUACGGUCGUAGCAUUAUUGCAAGCAAUUCUUUUACAUCUUCUCUUAAGAUCCAUAUGUCAAAGGAUCAAAAUCUAAGCCGUGAGGCCGAAGCGCGGUUACUCCGUGGCUUUCGGAAAUUUUUUAUCGAGCUAGUUUGUACUGUUGCUGCUGGUAUAAUUAACACGCUCCGGGUCAUCAUUGCAACCCUUAGUCUCUUCUUGGUAAAAGGUGGAUUUGCAAUUAAACAGGUGUGUGGCAACUUCGGUAUGACAUUUCCUCCGGAAGGAUUACUUGCGAGAUCAUGAAUGAAGAUCGGCUGCGC
Molecule: messenger RNA, 410 nt
Organism: Meira miltonrushii
Lineage: Eukaryota; Fungi; Basidiomycota; Exobasidiomycetes; Exobasidiales; Brachybasidiaceae
Exons: 1
Coding region: 163-393 (76 amino acids)
Source: RefSeq, a predicted model, not a curated record